UACAUAUAUGUUGUGACCAUACCAACACUAAUUAAUUAGUAGGUUCUAUCAUAUGCUCACAUUUAAGCAUGUUUGGAGUGAAAGCAAUACUAAAAUCAGCCACUACAUAGUUUUUCACCUCUUGAUCCAUUUUUGGUUAAAAUAGCUUUUGCAAAAUCAUGCAAGUGGCCGUGAUUUCAGCAAAACCACCGCAAUACUAAACGUACAAUAAGUAGUCUCUCUCAGUGAAGAAAGAAGUCAUUUGCUAUAUAUAAACCAUUUUUUAAAAUUCUUUUGAGGUUCCUUGGUGUGUAUGGACUGUGAAUUCACGUGUAAUAUUGUUGUUUUCCACCCUCUUGUAUCAAUUUUAAUCAACUAAUUAAGUGAAAAGGAGUUCAACAACUUUUACCCUUUCAUCACAUGUAAAUUUUAAAUUCUGCUAAUGCCAGUGCUAAUUUUCACAAGAGACAUAUGUUUUGGCUCUUGUCCUUUACACCAAAAACAAUUCUGGUUUGUAUUCCAUUAACAGUAUUUUCGCGAGACAUCACCUUAUGUCUGUCACUAUAUGUGGACCUUCUUCAAUUUAACCUCAUUUAGUUCUUUGCAUCUUAUAGUUUCCAACCUCAAAAUCAUUUGUAUGAAUCAUUGUUGAAGAGUCUGUCCUUGGAUAUUGGAAUGGGAUGGAUGUGGUUUUUGCACUGAUGUUGCAGCUGUUGAAGUUCUGCAUCAUCUUUGGCUUUGCAGUGGCAUCUAAAGGACUUGUUAUAUCCCCAUCUCCAGAAAACUUACAUGUGUAUCCAGCCCCUAUUGAAACACCUGGUUCUUCCCACCAAAAAGAUUCACAUAGCACCAUUUCUCCUAGCUCUUCAACAGUACACAAUGGGCCAUUUUCUCAUCCUCCAGUAGCAUUAUCACCGCCAUCUGUAAAAGCAAGUCCACCGCCAAGGAAAGCUCCUGUUGUUAGGCCUCCUGCCUCAACACGAACUGCCUCAGCAUCUAUUCCUCCCAUAUCCUCUCCUUCAAGAAUCAUCAAUCCGAGAAAUGGAAGAGCACCGAUUGCUGCACCUUUGUACAAAACACCAAAGCCAUUUCCACAUGUGAUACAUUCUCCAGCAUUGACACCUUCGGCCUCAAAUUAUAAACAUCACCAUUCAAGACACAUAAUUACCAUACCUGCUCCUGCGCCAUCAUAUAUGGUUUCUCCUCCCAUUUCAAGACACCGAGAUAGAGCAAUUCCUCCCUCAUUAUCACCAACAACAGGUGGAAAAAGACAUCAUGUUCCACUACCAUUGAAUUCAGACUGUUUAUCAACUGUCUGCACAGAGCCUUAUGUAACUUCUCCUCUUGGAGAACCUUGCAGAUGUGUCUGGCCCAUGCGAGUCGGUCUUCGCCUUAGUGUUUCUCUUUAUACAUUCUUCCCUCUGGUCUCGGAGCUGGCUUCUGAACUUGCCGGUGGGAUUUUAAUGAAGCGAAGUCAAGUUAGAAUUACGGGAGCCAAUGCAGCAAACCAGCAACCUGAUAAAACUGUAGUCCUUAUUGAUUUAGUGCCACUUGGGGAGAAGUUUGAUAAUACUACAUUCUCUUUGAUUUCCGACAGGUUUUGGCAUAAAAAGGUUGUUAUUAAAGCCUCCUACUUUGGAUACUAUGAUGUUUUAUAUGUGAACUAUCCAGGUUUACCUCCUUCUCCUCCUUUACCACCUUCAAGCAUUAGCAUGAUAAAUGGUGGUCCUUAUUCCUCUGAUGGCAAUAAUGGAAGGACAAUAAAGCCUAUUGGAGUUGACAUACAGAAGAGGCAGAAUAGAGGCGAUCUUAGCAAAGGCUUUAUUGCCAUUGUUGCUGUUUCAGUUUUUGUAGCAUUUGUUUUAUGUACUGCUGCUUCCUAUGUCAUGUUCAAAUUCAGAGUUCAUGUUAGUCAAACAACAUCGACUCCACGACUUUCACAUCAUUCUCUUACCAAAGCAUCAGUUACCGCUACUGGAUCAUUAAUUGGAGACGGAGGGAUUGGUUCGGUUUCCUCUUUAUUUGAAUCUAGCAUUGCUGCUUAUACAAUGUCUGCUAAGACUUUCAGUAUGAAUGACAUUGAGAAAGCUACUGAUAAUUUUCAUAAUUCAAGAAUACUUGGAGAAGGUGGUUUUGGUCUUGUUUACAGUGGUGUCCUUGGAGAUGGGACAAAAGUGGCAGUCAAGGUUUUAAAAAGGAGGGAGGAUCAUCAAGGUGAUCGCGAAUUCUUAGCUGAAGUUGAAAUGCUUAGUCGUCUUCACCAUAGAAAUCUGGUCAAGUUGAUUGGUAUAUGUGCUGAAGAGGACAGCUUCCGCUGCUUGGUUUAUGAACUCAUUCCAAAUGGCAGCUUGGAGUCUCAUUUACAUGGGGUUGACAGGGAAAAGUGCACACUUGAUUGGGGUGCUAGGAUGAAGAUAGCUCUCGGUGCAGCUCGUGGUUUAGCUUAUCUGCAUGAAGAUUCAAGUCCUUGUGUUAUACAUAGGGACUUCAAGUCUAGCAACAUAUUGUUGGAAGAUGAUUUUAGUCCAAAAGUAUCUGAUUUUGGAUUGGCCUGGACUGCUUCAGAUGAGGAAAAUAGACACAUAUCAACACGUGUUGUGGGAACUUUCGGUUACGUGGCUCCGGAGUAUGCAAUGACAGGUCAUCUUCUUGUUAAGAGUGAUGUUUACAGCUACGGUGUUGUUCUUCUAGAGCUUUUGACAGGAAGAAAACCUAUAGACAUGUCACAAGCUCCUGGUCAAGAGAAUCUCGUUGCUUGGGCUCGUCCAUUUCUCACAAGUAAAGAAGGAUUGGAAGUAAUUAUAGAUCCAUCUAUAGGACGUGAUGUCCCUUUCGAUUGUGUGGCAAAAGUAGCAGCCAUUGCUUCAAUGUGCGUGCAAUCAGAAGUAUCGAACCGUCCAUUCAUGAGUGAAGUUGUUCAGGCUUUAAAACUUGUAUGCAAUGAAUGCGAAGAAGCAAAAGAAGUUGAUGGUUCAAGAAGUUCAAUCCAAGAGCAUGAUGAUUUAUCUGUUGAUGAUAUAGAAAGAGGCUUCUCAGCAUCAGAAUUAUUCAAUUCACCAAGUAGAGUAGGAAGAAUGGAGUAUGAAACAUUUAGAAGAAAGUCUUAUUCAGGCCCUGUGGGAAAUGGAAGAAGCAAACAGUUAUGGGAGAUAAUGAGAAGGCUUUCUGGUGGCAGUGUCAGUGAUUGUGAACAUGAAACUAUAUGAUCAAGUAAUGAGGAUUACAAAUCCUUUUGAAAAGUAAAAAUCGAAUGGAUUCGGUCUUAUACAUACGCGAGGAAGGAAAUCAUAAAAGUAAAGAAGAACCAAUCUUCUUUCUUUUAUCACUUAGGAGCCCUGCGAGAUGAAAGUCUCAUGCACGGUUUUGAAUGAGAGUAAUGACUAUGUUACCAUAGAGAAAUUUCAUUAUUUUUUUACUUUCUAAUUUGUGGAUAUUGUUUUCACUGGUUUUGUUACCACUCAGUAAGAUGUCCUCUGCUUAACUCACUUUUGUUUGCUCUCACCUCUUAACUAGAGAUGCAUGGAUGUAUAUUAAAAAUAAACAAAAGUCAUAGAUAUGAUAUUUUUCUUUUUUCACUUUGAA
Messenger RNA from Trifolium pratense (red clover), 3561 nucleotides. Its product is annotated as receptor-like serine/threonine-protein kinase ALE2. The transcript has 10 exons. NCBI's taxonomy places the organism in Eukaryota, Viridiplantae, Streptophyta, Magnoliopsida, Fabales, Fabaceae. Bases 660 to 3185 code for a protein of 841 amino acids. The record is from RefSeq and is a predicted model, not a curated record. Gene Ontology annotation, biological process: protein phosphorylation. Gene Ontology annotation, molecular function: ATP binding; protein kinase activity.